Messenger RNA from Aspergillus neoniger CBS 115656, 972 nucleotides. RefSeq lists its product as uncharacterized. The transcript has a single exon. Lineage: Eukaryota; Fungi; Ascomycota; Eurotiomycetes; Eurotiales; Aspergillaceae. The coding region runs from base 96 to 878 and encodes 260 amino acids. The record is from RefSeq and is a predicted model, not a curated record.
AGCCAGCAACCCGUUGGAUCAGGUUAUCCUUCUGUUCCUACCACGUAUCAUUCCUCAACGACCCCUCCGGUUCCUGCUCUCUUCAACUUUGCGCAAUGCAGCCUUCGCAGGAGAACCAAAGCAACCAGCCUGAUCGGCCAGGUACUCCGCCGCGCCCGCCUUACUCGCCCGUGACUCCUGUCUUUGCCCAUCUUGUGCCUGUCACGAACGCCGCCGCGGGGAACGGCGCUCCUCACCCUAUUGUGCCUCCUGCUGCGUCGCCUUCGCCAACAACAAGAGUACCCCCUUAUGGUUCAUCAGCGGACUUUACCCCGCCGGCUGCAGCCCCCGUGUUCGCGCCCGAGCCGGCCGCCGUCCCGAUCUCGGAGAGCGAGAACCCAGAUGCCAUUGCUCUGCGAUCCGCGAUCUCUAUUCUUCAGCUCCAGAAGCAGCAAAGCGUGCGGGAUAUUCAGACUCUAGAAAAGUUCAAGAAGGCCGCAUCAGAGGAUCCAGAAGGGUUCGCCCGCGAACUGGCAGCGGGAAAUCUGUCGGCGAAGGAUACAGGGGCUUUCAUCAACUUCACUCAUGACAAAGACUCGGAGGACGAGGAUGUAGAGAGUCCGAAGAGAGGCGUUUAUGCUGGGCUAGGGACCCUGCCCACGCCGCAGAAUGUUGUCCGCAUGCCUCCCAUCAACUGGAACAAGUACCAGAUCGUGGGCGAACCGUUGGAUAAGAUGCACGAGGAGCAGCGGAGGCGGCCAUCUUCUGGCGAACCCAGACGCGACGAUAGUGCUCAAAGAGCACCGGAGCAUGUAUUAGCUUCGCCGUAUCGACCUCUAGUAGACAAGCUAGAGAGUCCGGGAAAGGCCAAGGGCACCAACAGAAACAAGAAGACUUGAUAAUCAGUGAUUAUUGGAAAAGCUAGUUACAAGAACCGUCCAGUGAACCGUCAAGCUUUGGUACAUGAGUGGACAUUCAUCUUACGAUGUAAUU